Molecule: messenger RNA, 372 nt
Organism: Knipowitschia caucasica
Lineage: Eukaryota; Metazoa; Chordata; Actinopteri; Gobiiformes; Gobiidae
Source: the annotation of a GenBank genome assembly
AUGUCUGCUUUACAAGAAGCAAUGAAGUCAUUCUCGACGUUUGGUUUCCAGCCUGGACUCAUGGAUCGCAUCACCAGCCUGGACUCAUGGACCGCAGGACCAGCCUGGACUCAUGGAUCGCAUCACCAGCCUGGACUCAUGGACCGCAGGACCAGCCUGGACUCAUGGACCGCAGGACCAGCCUGGACUCAUGGACCGCAGGACCAGCCUGGACUCAUGGACCGCAGGACCAGCCUGGACUCAUGGACCGCAGGACCAGCCUGGACUCAUGAACCGCAGGACCAGCCUGGACUCAUGGACCGCAGGACCAGCCUGGACUCAUGGACCGCAUCACCAUUCUUUCUAAUCCAGCUGAGCCAAGAGAAGCACUGA